Molecule: messenger RNA, 936 nt
Organism: Peronospora matthiolae
Lineage: Eukaryota; Oomycota; Peronosporomycetes; Peronosporales; Peronosporaceae
Source: the annotation of a GenBank genome assembly
AUGAACUCGUCGAAGGUCUCGUUCCAAACACGCGAGGCUUGCUUGACACGCUUCGAGAUGACAGACAGCGGCAAGUGUGCCUUUGUUCUUGGGAUCGAGUUAUUGGACGGUGAAGAUGGCGUGACUAUGUGUCAGCGCCGUUAUGUCGACGAUGUCCUCAAGCGCUUUGGAAUGGAUGAGUGCAAGGCUGUGGCAAGUCCGGUGGACGUCAGCUCUCGACUGGUUCCAAGCAACUCUGCAAGCAAGGUGGAUGUCCCAUUCCGUGAAGCAGUGGGUGCUUUGAUGCAUCUGACGACUGCAACGCGACCGGACAUCGCCUAUGCUGUAAGCUUUGUGUCACGGUUCAUGGAGAAACCCCAAGAAGAACACUGGGUUGCAGUCAAGCGCAUCUUCCGCUACCUACAAGGCACCAAGAUGCAUGGAAUCUGCUACAAGCCAAGUGCGAAGAUCGACUUUCGUGGCUAUUCAGAUGCAGACUGGGCCGGUGACCUUGCUGAUCGCAAAUCGACGUCCGGCUACGUCUUCAUGCUAUUGGGUGCUCCGGUGAGUUGGGGCAGCAAGAAACAGCCAAGUGUGUCACUGUCUACAAGCGAAGCGGAGUACAUCGCGCUCAGCCUGGCGAUCCAAGAAGGCAAGUGGAUCAAUCGCUUGCUGUGCGAGAUCAUGGCGGCUGCAAACGAAGAAGGACCCGAGCUCGUCAUCCGUGAAGACAACCAGUCGUGCAUCAAGAUGACGAAGAAUCCGGUCAACCACGGCCGCGCUAAACACAUCGACAUCAAGUACCAUCACAUCCGUGAUGAAGUCAAGCGCGGCGAAGUGAAGCUUGAAUACUGCGAGACAACGUUGAUGUUGGCGGACAUCAUGACGAAGGGACUUCACGGACCGCGUCACAAGGACUUGACGGCGGCGCUUGGCAUCCGUGCGUGUUCGGAUUGA